GACUAGUCGCAGUUAGGCGGUGUAACCUAUCUCGCCUGGAAACUAUGAAGGGAAACAGCUUCACUCGAUCCUAGAUGGAGAAAAGUUCAAUUGGAGGAUUUUUGUUUUAUUUGGUGACGCCUUUCGUUAUUUUGACCACCUGCAUUUUGGCGUGUUUUCCGGGAUAGUUGCACAAUAACUUGUGCUGUAGGCUACAACAAACGGAAUUUUCCAAGCCUGUAGUUUUAUUGCCUUGUCACAUGUCUCAGAACAUCUCGUCGGGCUCUCACUCUCUCUCCUGCUCAUGUUUUUUUUCUCCUUUUGCCAAGAUAUUGGAUUACCAAUAGCCUGAUGAAGACACAUCAUAGAGAGAUGCAGCACUGUUAAAAAAAACAACCUUUUAAACAGGUGGCAGAUCCAGCAACAGUUCAAGCUGUCCUGAUCAUCCUGUGCAACAAUAACAGGCUAUACCAUCAGAGAGACGCUGGGAUACAGUGCGCAGGCUCUCAGCGCUAUUCUACACCAUCAAACCCCAGAGCAACGCACAGCGGACACUCUGGCAUUACAGGUUUAUCGACGUGCAAACCUGAAGACAAUUCUGGAAAUCAAGCAGAACAUUUAGAGAGGACGGAAAAACACUUUUGGAACAUUAAUCAGUGGGGGGAAGUGAGUCUUUGUUACUCGUUCUUCCUUUGCCGAACUCUCCUCAGAAGGUCAGAGGAGCAUGUAACCGAAACAAGUGGAGCCCUCUGUGAUUUCAGCAUUCUGUCUCCCCCAUCUGUGCCUACAUUCGCCGCUACAGAUAGGGACGUUUUUGAUAAUUACAUGUAAUUAUAAUUUCUGUGGGAGACAGAUCUGCCUCUGUCUAUUAUUGCCAACACCUCCAACACAAUAACUUCACACAUUUACAUAUUUCUCAACAAAAGUGAUAUUCUUUGAAGACAAAUCAGGAAUAAUUUUACUGAGAGAGACAUGUCACAUGGAGACAAAAUGUGCCAUUCAGUUCAUAUCUAAUUAGUAAAACGGUUGAAUGACACGGGUAACUUUUUGUGCCUAAAAGCUGAAUAGGGAGCAUUUAAAAUCUGUGACGUUUGCCUCACUUUGCAAUGUUUUUCACAGGCUGGGAGUCAUUUUCUUGUUUUAUGCUUAUUCCUAAAUUUUAGCUGCAACCGUCUUCUAGCACCUAAACUGAGCCUUCCUCAUUAUUCAUCAUCGGCCAAAUCACAGUAACAGUCUGUGUGGAUGCUCAAUAAUCCAAUCAUAGACAAGAUUGAGAUAAAGUACACAUUGUAUCUACAGAUGUGAUGAGUGCCUAGAACAAGAUAUCAUGGAGAAAGGUCUGUGUCUCAGAAGAACUAAGCAUCAUUACUGGCCGUUUUCCGUCAGUGGUGCAGUCUGUUAAUCUCAUGAUUGUUUACAAAAUACAUAUUAAGAAAUAUAGAUUUCAUACAUUUUUCAAGAAGGGAAUUGCUUACAGCUUAAAUAAGUGCCAAUUCUGAAUGUGCCAGACUGAAACAGUCGUCCAGGAAUGAAUAAAACAGGUACAAUUGUUUACAUUUGAUAAAACACUGGCCAUAGACCAUAGUUCAAGUGCCAUGGUCAGUAAGAAUGUAUAGGACUGCCAUAUUUUAUUGAAAAUCCUUGCUACUCCUUUUAACUGGCCUUUUUGGUUACAAAUUAAUUCCAUCCAGCAGUACGUCAGAGACUUGUUCUUUUGUUCAGCGGGAAGUGUGGAACAAGGCAUUAAGGACUAAAAGCAUGAAGAUUGUUGUUUUCAAUCUGUCCUUUUUACAAAGCCGCAUCCAUUUUAGUCUUCUAGACUUGAAAGGACAAAAGAUGAAGUCAUUACGCAUUCAGAGUUCCUUUCUAGCAGUAAAUUAAAACCAUUUUAAUACCAUUAUCGACAAUUACUAAAACCUACCAACUGUUUUUAUAGUGGUAGACCUUUUCAUUUGUAUUUUUCCUGACCUUUUCUAAUAUUACUCCAUAUAAAUAAGCAGUUUCUACAUUUCAGUGUCUUUAAAUUUCAUCAUCCAACAUUACUGAAUGAAACUACUGAUACAUCAUAAAUAUUUAGUAGGUUGUACAUGCUACUUGAAUAUUUCACAUGCCAUUUUAGUGGGUUAAACGGCAAAAGUGGAUACUGCAUUGACUCAACAACAGAAAAUAGAUCUCUUAGUCAUGUAAAAAUGACGCCCACCACCAAUCUUCGAGUCCUCGCUGUCUCCCUGCUCUCCCUCCUCACCGCCCCUCUCACCACUGUUGUGGAGACCUCGCCGUCCCCCAUUCCUCAGCAAAUGGACCCCCCAGGGAGGCCUUUCACCGAGCAGCCAAAGACUAGCCGCGGCCCCCCUCUCCUGCUCCUCGCCAUGCAGGCCAACAUCAGGCCAGCUGCUCUUCAAGGCAGGACCAAAGCACCCGAGAAACUUCCAGAAGCCUCAUUUCUCGAGGAGCUUCCGAGGCCCCUUCCCCAGGUCAUGUUCCCCAAAAAUGUGACUUCAUCAAAGGCCCUUGCACCUCCCUUAGGCGCUGCCCAGGUAGCGCCCAUACCACCCCGUUUGGUGGAGGUAUGGAUUGAUGUAUGUCGGGGUUAUUAUGACGUAAUGGGACAAAUUGACACCUCUUUCAAUUGCUCCAAGGACUCGUUCAUCUUUUGCUGUGGAACCUGCCACUACCGCUUCUGCUGCCCAGACCGAACCCGGCAACUGGAUCAGGAAAGUUGUACAAACUAUGACUCUCCAGACUGGGCCAAGCCACAGACAGACCCCAUGAUGUUGCCAGAUGAAUUAGGUCCCGACCCAGACUUUGAUCCACUGAAGCAACAGAGCCACAACACAGGCUUCGUCAUUGGAGGCGUGAUCGUGUUCAUGGUGGCUGUCGCCGUGGGAAUCAAGGUGGUCUUCAACAAGGUUCAACAGGAAGCUAACCAACGGGACCUCAACAUGCCCAGAGCCCUGGUUGACAUGCUGCGGCACCAAUCGAGCCCUGUCCAGCAAGAUGAGAGAAACAACAGUGUGGCUCUGGCUGUAGGUGACGGGACUGGGACACUGGGGAGACCUCCGAAAAAUCUCUACGCCCCAGGACUGCCGAGCAAAGACAACAGAUUGGGAAAUAUUCAGCACAAUUUCAUCCAUACUUCAGGCACCAGCCCCAAGCACACUGCGACUAUCGAACGCACCCCCCGGAUGAACAAUGCUCAGCUGGCAGCUGGAGGCACCCUGCUUUCCAGUAAACACAACAACACCAAAUCCCAGCCGGCCUUCCACCACUCCCUGCACAACCUUGCUCAGCUGCCGCCCUCCUACGAGAGUGCCACCAAGCCUGAGCUCAACCGAUACUCCUCACUCAAACGCCUCGAGAAAGGUCUUGAUGAGUACUCGUCUGGUUACUGCACCACCAAGCGCCGGCCCCACACCGCCCAGCCGGCCCUCCAGUCCUCCCAGCACCACCUCCACUGGGGUGGAGACUACACCCUGAGUGGGAGAGGAACCCUUCCCCGGCACGCAGUCCGUCCCUGGAUCCCGCCUCCGCCUUCUGGCAUGCCUGCUUCACCCACACCCAAUCCUUACCCUCUGGAUCCCCCGGAGCCCCAGUACAACCCCAACUACGAAACUCUCUCCAAGCCCAGGAAAGUUAAACCCAAUGACCAGCUGCUCAACAUGGGGGACGUCCCAGGUAACACAGGGACACUGUCCAGGAUGUCCAAGAACCAGCAACACCAGUACUACAAAGCCAUGGUUGCCUCCAACAAGAACACCAACACGCAGACGCUCACCAGGCAGGGGAGAGAUGGGAGAGAUGGGAGGCAGGAGAGAGAUGGGAGGCAGGAGAGAGAUGUGAGAGAUGUGAGAGAUGUGAGAGAUGUGAGAGAUGUGAGAGAUGUGAGAGAUGUGAGAGAUGUGAGAGAUGGGAGAGAUGUGAGAGAUGUGAGAGAUGUGAGAGAUGGGAGAGAUGGGAGAGAUGUGAGAGAUGGGAGGCAGGAGAGAGAUGGGAGGCAGGAGAGAGAUGGGAGAGAUGGGAGGCAGGAGAGAGAUGGAAGGCAAGAGAGAGAUGGGAGGCAGGAGAGAGAUGGGAGGCAGGAGAGAGAUGGGAGGCAAGAGAGAGAUGGGAGGCAAGAAAGAGAUGGGAGGCAGGAGAGAGAGGAACGGCUGCUCAUGUCCCCGGACCAUUUGGAGGAAAGGAUGGGGGUCGGUGGGAUGGGGGUCGUAGAUCCGUACGCCCACACGGGAGGGGCCGUCCCCACGCUGCCCCGCCAGCAGAAGGCCCAGUCCCAGCAGAACGUCUGCGCCACGCCCUCCCUCGACCGACACCACAUGAUCAAGAUGAACUCUCACCCCACGUCCGGACGCGAGCAGGAGAGGAACACGCCCAUGACGGGGCACAUGAGCGCAAACAUGGGCUGGCAGGGGGAGGGGCCCGGGGCGGGGGUAGUCAUGGGAACGGGAACACUAGGGGGCCACAGUGCCAGGAGGAUGGCUUUCGCAGCAAAAAGGCAAAACACCAUUGAGCAGCUAAAUUUCAUACCAGGAGGGGGUGGCGGGGGGUCGUCGGGGAGUGCAGGAGGGAGUCAGGGGAUCAGGACGGGGAGCAAAAACGAGGUGACGGUGUGAGGUUUGUGCCUAAUGUAGAGUUUACCCCUCAUCAAAGGGAUGGGAGUAGAUCACCCUUCUGCAUUUAACUAUUAGAUAUAUAACUACAAGAACUAGAAGUAUAAAAUAUAGUAACAUUAGAAUGUGUUUAGGCUAUUCAAAUUAGUGUAAUCUAGUAAUUCAAUAGCUUAAAUAUGAUUAAUCGGUUAAAAAUCUAGGUGGGGAAUAUCUGUAACAAUUAUGUGAUAGCCUACGUCAGCCAUAUUUUGUAACAAAGUUUGCCAUAUACAGCGGUGCCAUUACUUGUAGAAAGACUAAAAAGGGUGAAACAAAACCAACCGAAGUGUCGUUCAUAAUUUUGUUUUUAUAUGUUUUUCAAAAGUACUCAGGAGCCAUAUUAGAUAGGGAACAAGAGGAUAUAUAUAUAUAUAGAGAUAGAAGAGGUCGCUGCAGAGGAGGAGCAUGUAGAGUAUUGUAUCACAGAAUUUAACAGAGAAUUGAGCCAACUACCUGCUGGACUGUCAACCUGCUCAGCUCUCGCCAACAUUGAUUGAUUAAACUGAACCUCAUGGGUGAGCAGCCCGGUGGACCAGAGGAGCGGGAGUGAACCAUGUGCCUGGAGAGGGAUUUUGGAGAUCUGAUACUCAACCUCAUCCUGACACAGGGAGACAAAACUUUGUGUUGCUUCCUUUGAUGACGAGCGGCCGAGGUGGGAGCUGUUUGCGACUUGGACACAGCAGCCUGUUGGCAGGACUCCGCACCUGAUUUUAAAAGCGCGGACGUACCCACAUCACCAAUCUGACGCCUGGGUUGCCUAGUUUUCCAUGUUACCUUAGAUCCAAUUCCAGAGAGACACACUCUGGUCACUGUUACACUGCAGUAAGCUGACGUUAGAUAACGUUAUGGGUGAUUUCCCCCCCUAACGUUCCCAUCUAUAGAUCAGGACCUAACUGUAAGAACAUUGGGCUACCAAAUAAAAUAGAGCCAUCUGUCAUGUUAUUACAAAAAUAUCUUGACAAAAACAUAGACGAGCCAGGAGACGCAUGUGUUCAGUUUACCAAUAAAGAGGCAACUUGCUUUAAUUGCAGGUUGUGAACGAAGAGCAAAGGUUUUUCUACAGAGCACAAAUGAAUAGACCGUGACGCAGAGGUUGCACUUACACAACUGUCCUUCAAAGCCAUUUACGGAGAUACAAAGAAAAUACCACAGAGGAAGCUGGUCUGACAAUCACCAUUUUAUUAUUCUCACCAGGUGACAAAUUACAAAAGGCAGAUAUUUUGUACAGUCAAAGGAUUGGCUUCAGAGCAAGCCAAAAAAAAACUCUGAGUCAGGAGAGAGAGGGCGACCUGAGGCCUUCUCCUGCAUGGCUCAUAUGCCGUAAGAGACUCGGAUGAUUAGGAAGCCCUCCCCUUCCUCAAGAGGAAGACCUUGCUGUAUCAUAACGCACUUCAGCCAGUAUGAGUAAAAAAAAAAGAAAAGAAAAAAAAGAAAAGAGAAAAAAAAAUGUUCAUCAAUAACAACGCUUAUCAAUACUAAGGGCUAUCCUAUCCUAUAUACUGUAGUAUGUGAUAUCUGUGGUCCAUAUAAAAUACUAUCUCUUUCUCUUGAUUUUGUGUUGAUAUUGUCAUGUUGUAUUAAGUAUUAAUGUGUACAAAAAACAAGAGCAAUUUAAGCACAGUUCAAAGAGAAGCACAGAGACACAAAUCUAUCCCAAUAUUUGCACCUGAUACAGACUUACUCUGUAUCGUGUCCUCAAAGUUUACAAUCUGUUCAAGCACGGCUGACAGUGGGACUGAUCAAUGGAGGGUAUUGUAUUGAGAGAGGAUUUUUUGUAUCAACAUGAAAUCAGAGAUCAUUUUGGCAGAUCUAAGAAUGAACUUGUUACUGCUUGAUUUUUGUUCAGUCAUAUGGAAGGAUACAGAUAUCAAAUACUGACAAACAGAAACACAGAUUUCAUUUGGACAAUCUUCCUAUACACAGUGCUAAAUGUAGUUGUUAUGAAUAUGAUGGAGUGUUAUUAUUAAUAAUUAUUAUAACUGUUAUGGUUAUUAUUAACAAUUAUCUUAUGAUGUGAUGUUCUUUUACUUGGUGGGAUUUAAGUGUUUAUUGUUUUUAGAUAACUAGAAUUCUCAUGACUAGUUUUUUUUUUUUCAUGGUCAUAAACUCAAGUUUUUAAAAACAUUCCAAAUCUUGAUGCAUGCCAGCUCCAUUUCAUUGAGAGGCAGUUACAGAAUGCCUGGAUUUUAAGGUCAUCAAUGCUUUUAUGGCCACUUUCUCCAGCUGUAUGUACGUACUGUGCCUAGACAUCGGCCUUAUGACUUCUUGAUCUCAAGUGAAAUUAGGUUUCCACUCGGGUAUUCAAAAUAUCUAUUGAAAAAAUCUGCAGCCUUCUAAACGUAUGUGUAGACGACGGUGUCUUAACAGCCAGUGAGGGAUAGGUGUGUUCGGGACAGGGACAGACGUUUAUUAUCCAGACUGGAGGCGGUCUGCUGUCUCCACUACAGAUGACCCCAUAACAUUGUGGAUUGUACACACUGAAACCCAUGAUGCCAUAAUGUAUGUGUGUUCGGAUGAAUGUUUAUUACACAGGUUGGAGAGAAACGGAGCUCUGAUGGAAACCUGAAUGCUUUGAGUGUCUUUUUUCAGGGAAAUAGGACAGUUGACAUACAGUAGUAUUAGAUUUUUUUAAUAGAGCCACAAAAGGUCUGUAGCAAAGUCUGUAAAAUCUCACAAGCCAUAUCCAUUGAAACUCAUCAUUCACAAUUUUAUAAAUGGUUAAUCUAAUUUGUGCAAGUAUUGUAUUUUGUAUAGCUAGUACAAUCAGAAUAUUUUGAGUGAUCUCUUCGACAUUAAUUUAAGGGUUCAAAAAAUUAUGUGUUAGUAGUUAAUGAAUUGUACAGUGCCAAACUCAUAACAUUUUGUUGUCUUUCUAUUGCCAUAGCUUCCUACAACACUAAAGGGGUUAUUUAUUUUUCCCAUCUGAGAACUAACGCACAGGCAAGUUAGCCAAAAGAGCUAGUUAUUAGAAAUAAAUUAAUGAAUAUUGUGUGUGUUUUUACCAUUAUGAAUUAAUUUUAGAGGGAGGAUGGUUAAUGGCCACAAGAAAUGUAAAGCAUUGCGAACAGUAAAUUGUAUGGACAGGGACUGUGUCCAGUAUAUCCGGUAAUUCACGGAUUUAUUUUCAUGACUAUACAUUUCAAAACUACCCUUUUGUUAUUGUUCAAUGCAUUGAUCCCCUUGGAUACGACAGUGACUUACAAAUAAUUUGUAUAAUAAAGUUGGUGGAAAAAA
Gymnodraco acuticeps is the source of this 7859-nucleotide messenger RNA. RefSeq lists its product as uncharacterized. The transcript is spliced from 6 exons. Bases 2067 to 4589 code for a protein of 840 amino acids. The record is from RefSeq and is a predicted model, not a curated record. Gene Ontology annotation, biological process: regulation of short-term neuronal synaptic plasticity; regulation of AMPA receptor activity. Gene Ontology annotation, cellular component: AMPA glutamate receptor complex; postsynaptic membrane; postsynaptic density. Lineage: Eukaryota; Metazoa; Chordata; Actinopteri; Perciformes; Bathydraconidae.